GUCAGUACCACACAAUGAACUGACGUCUUAACUGCCUAUUCUAUAACCCUUUCGAGUAUAGCGCACGUCUCUUCGGGACUGCUAUUAGCUUCGUAAGACGAUACUCGUUACACCCCCCGGCUACUCCUCUGUUGAUACAAUCCUCUUUUUCUUUUCGCAGAUGAAGAGACUUGGUAGUCGCCAUUAAUUUUGAAACUUGUCCCGGCCCGGGUAACGGCGCAAUACAGUCAAGAUGCUGGAAGGCCUAGUUGCUGGAUUGUUGAACCGUUUCCUGGGCAUGUAUCUAAAGAAUUUUGAUCCUGCCCAGUUGAAAGUCGGUAUAUGGUCUGGCGAUGUAAAGCUACGUAAUCUUGAGCUUCGCAAAGAGGCUCUGGACCAGUUGAAACUCCCCAUCAAUGUCAUGGAAGGACAUCUGGGUGAGCUGACUCUCGUAAUUCCAUGGUCCAACUUGCGAGGAGCCCCGGUCAAGGUCCUGAUCGAGGAUGUCUACCUGCUUGCAUCUCCCAAGGAAGAGGCAGCCUACGACGAGGAUGAGGAGGAGCGCAGGAAACAACGACUCAAGAUGGAAAAACUAGAUUCUGCGGAGCUCUUAAAAGAGCGUUACCAAGAUGGCCUCAGCCAAGAAGAGCAGAAGAAGAGCCAGAGCUUUACAGAAAGCUUAGUCACUAAGAUUGUCGACAAUUUACAGGUCACAGUCAAGAAUAUCCACAUAAGAUAUGAAGAUGCUAUAUCUGCACCUGGCCAUCCCUUUGCUUUAGGUGUUACUCUAGCAGAGUUCAGCGCCGUCAGUACUGAUGGCGAAUGGAAGCCUACCUUCAUCCAAAACACUACCAAUACCACACACAAGCUAGCAACGCUUGGCGCGUUAGCGAUAUAUUGGAACACAGACACUACAUUACUGGGACCUGGCCGUGAAGUCGGAGACGAAGACAAACACAUGGGUCAUGAUGACUUGAUCAAUAACUUCAAAGAGAUGAUUGGUAAAGGAAAUAAUACUUCAUCCUCGAAUCACCAGUUCAUAUUAAAGCCUGUGAGCGGCCAAGCCAAGAUCGAGCUGGACAAGACAGGCGAUACACAUGCGCCAAAAUUCAAGGCAAGCCUUCUAUUCGACGAAAUCGGCGUGGUCCUCGACGAUGACCAAUAUCGAGAUGGUCUGAUGAUGGUUGAUUUAUUCCAUUACUUCAUUCGUCAUCAGGAAUACAAGAAGCUUCAACCAAAGGGGGUAACUCCUAAAGAAGAUCCUCGUGCCUGGCUUAAGUUUGCAGGAAAUUCUGUACUCACCAAAAUUCAUGAAAGGAACCGUCGGUGGACCUGGGACUACUUUCGCGAGCGCCGCGAUGAUCGUCGCCGGUACAUCGAGCUCUUCAAGAAGAAAAAGGCAAAUCAACAGUUUUCAGCACAAGAAACCGAAGACCUUGAUAAGCUUGAGUGGAAACUUGAGUACGAGGACUUGCGCUUCUGGCGUUCCCUAGCUCGAAACCAACUCAGAAAGGAGAAUGCUGAGGCCCUAAGGAGAGCGCCGCCUAAAACCGAGCAGCAACCCCAAGGAUGGAUUUCUUGGGCGUGGGGUUCAAAACCGGCCGAACCCACAGAUUCGGUAGAGGAGACUACACAACUAACCGAAGAACAGCGUAAAGAGCUUUAUGAGGCGAUCGACUGGGACGAGAAGACAGCCCUGGCAGAAACUGUAGAUAUACCGCGCGACACCGUUAAGCUACAACUUGACGCAUCCCUCAGUACUGGGAGCUUCACCCUAAGACAAAACCCUCAUGGAAGCAAAACAGACCUAUUAAGCUUGCAUUUUGAUGUGUUUAAAGCAAAGGCGCUCAAACGACCCGAUUCUAUACUUGCAGAUAUCAGCCUGGGUGGCUUCCGAGUAAAUGAUGGUACCACUCCGGAUAGUUUGUUCACCGAGAUUGUUCGAGUCAAAGAUGCACCAGACACUAAAAGCAAACGGCGUCUUUCCAUUGCCGAGCUCGAGAAGUCCAACCAAGAGACCUUUUUUAACCUGCAGGUUGAGCAAAAUCCCCUUGAUGGCCAGAGCGAUGUUGCGGUAACGGCCAAACUCAAGCCCUUGGAAAUCGUAUGGAACCCCAACUUUGUUGUCGGCGUGGUUGAUUUCUUUAAACCGCCAGAGAGACACAUGGAAUCUAUCACCGCUUUGAUGGAAACUGCUGGAGCAACUGUUGAAGGACUGAGACAACAAACACGUGCCGGCCUUGAGUUCGCCCUCGAGGAACACAAGACCAUCAAUGCCAAGCUAGACCUUCAAGCACCGCUCAUCAUAAUCCCUCAGUCUAUCAAGACCAGGAGGUCUACCUGUCUCAUCCUAGAUGCUGGUCAUAUAAGUGUCAACAGUGAAUUGAUUGACAAACGGACUUUGAAGCAGGUACAGGAAAAGCACAAUCAAAAGUAUUCCGAGGAAGACUUCAAACAGCUUGAGUCCCUCAUGUACGAUCGCUUCCUUGUUAAGCUAACAUCCACACAAGUCCUAAUUGGGCCUUCGAUUGAAGAAACAAAGUCCCAAUUAGUUGAAAAGGACGAAAAUGCUAUGCUACAUAUCGUGGAGAAGAUCAACGUCGACUUUGUAGUGGCGUUGUCGAUCUUGCCCAAGGCACCAAACUUAACCAAGGUCAAAGUAUCAGGCCAUCUACCGGUGCUUCAGGCUAUGGUCUCGGACACCAAAUACAAGAGUCUCAUGAAAUUGAUUGAUGUUGCGAUACCGAAGUUUGAUGAAGAGCCAUCAAGACCCAAAACGGAAGGCCAACCUAAGAGGCCGCGUUUGCUUAGUUCUACGUCGGCUCGCUCGCAUAAGCCACAUGGUCGCAGAGGUUCCUCAAACUUGUUUCUUACCCAGCAGACUGCCGUCAUUCUUGAAGAUGAUGAUUCCGACGAUGACUCGGACGCAUUUGAAGAUGCCGCAGAUGGAAACCAGAACCAACAUUUCAAGACUAAUCAGCGGAAUUUCGAAUUCAAGUUCGCUGUUGACAGGCUGCAAGGGUCCCUGUAUCGAAGCGACCCUGACGGCGAGCAACCUGAAGCCUUGCUUGUAGAAUUGAUCGCAGAGAACUUUGAUCUCAACUUUUAUAUUAGGCCUUUUGACAUGGCAGCUGAAGUAUCACUGGGGUCUGUGACGGUUGACGACUUCGUCGAUAACCCCUCAGCAGAAUUCAAGUCAAUUGUGUCAUCAGGUGAUGUUGAAGACCGCCAACAGCAAAGAGAUCUUGUCCGUAUAAAGUUCACUAAGGUCAAGAAAGAAUCACCAGAAUUCAUGGCAGUAUACGAUGGCAUAGAAACAAAUGUCAAUGUUGCUGUUUCAACAAUUAACCUUGUCGUGACACGGAAGACUCUACUCACACUUCUUGACUUCAUACUUGUCACGUUCACUAACAACAACAAUUCGAAUACCCAGUCGCCGAAGAUCAAGGACUUUGAUGAAGAGGACGAGGAAGAAGGGAUUGAAAUUGUUGAACCGGUGACUACUCCUCAAGCAGAGGGCGGAUCCAUCCGAGUCAAAGUUGAUCUCAAGAGUAUUCGUCUAAUCCUCAACAAUGAUGGUAUCCGUCUUGCAACGCUCUCAUUCAACCAUGCCGAUGUUGGUGUCUUCUUACUUGGUAAGACCAUGAGGGUGGCAGCCAAGUUGGGAGAUUUAACACUGGUCGACGACAUUAAUGUUGGCGCAUCAGAAGACUCAAGCUUCCGCCAGCUUGUUACAAUCCAGGGCGACGAACUUGCUGAUUUUCGCUACGAAACCUUUGAUCCUAGUAAUGAAAAGGCCUAUCCAGGAUAUGACUCCUCAAUUCAUUUACGUGCUGGAUCCAUAAAAGUGAACUUCCUCGAGGAGCCUUUUAGGAAGAUUAUCGAGUUCCUGGUCAAAUUUGGAAAGAUGCAAGCCAUCUACAAUGCUGCUCGUCAAGCGGCCGCGAACCAAGCCCAACAAUUGCAACAAAGCAGCAGUAAAUUCAAGUUUGAUGUUAUCAUCAACACCCCUAUCAUCGUAUUUCCUCGGACUGUUUCUCCAGAUAAACCAAGGCGUGACCUGGCCACUGCUUACUUGGGAGAGAUCUACGCACAGAACAAAUUUGUGCCUUUGGAUGACUCUGAAGAGUCGGAGAUUGCUAUGAAGCUUUCUGCGGGCAUCAGGAAUAUCCGACUAACAUCCCUAUUUCAUUACCCCGACGAACAAUCAGAAGAACUUGAAAUGAUUGAUCAUGUGGACCUUGGCUUCAACAUCACCUAUGCCGAACAUAAAGAAGGGUGGAAACGACCUGACAUGGAGAUUGAGGGUAGCAUGACCGACAUUAACCUCAGAAUCACUCAAUACCAACUAAACUUCCUCUUGGAUAUUUCCAGAUCCGUCCCAGCUGCUUUCGCGACCGACUCUAAUGCUAGGGGUGAAGAAGCUGAACGAGACGUCGACGAAGGUACCUUACGACGAGCCAAGACAAUGUCUUCUACCAUGAGCGGGGGCGAUACACAGUUGAUUAAUCUCUCUCCGGAGUUAGGCUCGCGAGACGAUACUUGGACAAAGCUUGAUCUUGUGUUUGAUGUGCAUAAAAUCGGUCUUGAGCUAAUAAAUGCCCACGAGAACAAACCAGUUGGGAACGUAGAUGCCGCUAGCCUCUCACGAUUCUCUUUAGACGAUAGCAAACUAAAGACCCGGGUGUUAGCCGAUGGCUCAUUGGAGGCGGAAUUUGUGAUACAAUCUUUCACCAUACAUGACAGUCGUACUCGUGAGGGCAGCAAGUAUAAGAGGAUCAUGACAUCCUCCAACAAGAGUGUGCAGCAAUUCAUGGCGAGCGUCUCCAUGUCCGGAGGCGAGAAGCGAGAUCUCAUCGCUGUCGUCGCCAUUGACAGUCCUAGAAUCAUCUUCGCAUUGGAUUAUAUCUUCGCGAUUCAAAAAUUCGUGACCAUUGGCCUAAAGGUUGAUGAGCCUCCUCCGCCGGGGGCCUUGGAGAGUCCCGUGGACACCCCUGACAUCUCUGACGCCGAGUCCAUGCAAGUUCAAUGGACGGGAAAGUCAUCUCAGAAGAGUAUACAAGGAUCACAACUGGAUCGUGCUCCGGCAGCGAAUCAGAACUCGAAGAUGAAUGUUGCCUUCCGUGUCAAUAUUGUCGAUUCGCAGGUUAUACUAAUCGCCAAUCCUCUAAGCUCUAGUUCAGAAGCAAUUGUUCUAGGGGCGAAGCAAGUGCUGUUAUCCCAACAACACUCAUUAACAUUCCAAGUCUCGGAAGUCGGAAUGUUUCUUUGUCGCAUGGACAAGUUUGACGAGACACGACUUCGUAUCCUCGACGACUUCUCUCUCCAACUAUCAAUGGAAAGUUCACAAGCUGACUCAACAAACAUCCAUAUUGACAUCGACCCGUUGAUUCUUCGACUCUCACUUCGAGAUAUUCUUCUAGCUCUCCAGAUCAUUAGCAAGGCAUCUGAACUGUCAGAGGAUGAAGCGAAAGAGCCAAAGCCUAGUGCAUCUGAUAAGAAAGCACAACAGCUCCGCCGUGCUGGGCUUAAAGAACGUACAGCAAGCGGUCGGGGACAUUCUACUAUUGCCGCCAAUAAAAGCAAAAGUGCUAAGGCAGCUGGCACAAUAGCCACUCGGAGAACUGGGAAGGAUCAGCCAACCCAAUCUCAUGAUAUUGGCAAGGUUUCCAAGCGUCACGAGGAGCUUACUGCGUCAAUCGAUGGAGUUCGUAUCGUGCUGAUUGGUGACGUCCAUGAACUGCCAAUUCUAGAUUUAAGCAUCAAGAAUUUUACAGCUUCAGCGGCAGACUGGUCGAGCUCUCUAAAGGCUGAGACUGCGAUAGAUAUGUACAUCAAUGUCUACAACUUUGCGAAAUCCGCUUGGGAGCCACUUCUAGAGCCAUGGCAAGUGGGUAUUGGCGUUGCGAAGGAGCAAGAAGGCGGCCUCUUUUCCAUUGAUGUCACUUCGAAGAGGACUUUUGAUGUUACAGUAACAACUGCGACUAUCGCACUGGCGUCUAAGUCGUUCGACUUCCUCACGAAGGAUGAAGAUGUCUUAGGGAAACCUCGUGGAGUAGAGGCACCUUACAAGGUCAGGAAUUACACAGGUUUCGAUAUCCUACUUCAAGCUAGAAGCCAAAGUGAUGACGAAAACAUCUCUCUCAAAUUGCAAGAUGGCGAAGAAGGCCCAUGGAGUUUCGAGCAUUGGGAAAAGAUGCGAGAGAACAUCAUGUCGGAAAGUAGUUCGGCAAAUACUGUCGCCGUCUUGAUCGAAGGCAGCGGCUUUGAUACAGUCAAGAAUAUUCGCCUUAACCGCGAGGGUGAGUUCUUGUAUAGUCUACGACCGAAGACAGAUGAGACUCUUCAUAGACUACUAGUCGAAGUGAAGUUGGGCUCUGACAACAUCAAAUACGUAACUCUCCGUUCGCCUCUUGUAAUCGAAAAUGAGACGCAGAUACCGGUUGAGCUUGGCGUUUUCGAUGCUCAAGAGGGCCAUCUACUCAAGAUAGAGAAGAUCGCACCGGGUGAAAGUCGGCCAGCCCCUGUCGCCGCCGCAUACGUCAAGUCAUUAUUGGUCCGACCAGAUUCGGGCUUUGGCUAUGCCUGGUCGUCGGAACAUUUAUGGUGGAGAGACUUACUCAAGAGACCUACACGCACGCUCAUGUGUAAAGGCGAAAAUAGUGAUGUAUUCUAUUUCCAACUCAACGCCAGCUUUGAUCGCGGCCACUUCCUCGCUGGAAAAUAUCCGUAUAUGAAGCUCAAGCUCUCUCCACCAAUCGUUCUAGAGAAUCUCCUCCCUUACGAUUUCAAGUAUCGCAUUUACGACAAAAAUACGAAGCGUGACUGGACGAACUUUUUAAGGAAGGGUGGUGUUAGCCCCGUUCAUGUCGUAGAACUGUCCCAUCUCCUCUUGAUCAGUGUCGACAUGCAAGAUACCGUGUUCAAACCUAGCGAAUUUGCUAUUAUCAACCCUGGGUCACAAGAAGAUUUCCGAAAAGAGCACACUCUAAUAUGCAAGGACAGUGAAGAUCUUAAUUUGAAUCUAAGACUUCACUACUACAAAAUCCCAGAUGGUGGCGGUGCUUUCAAAGUUACUGUAUACAGCCCAUAUGUCGUCCUGAACAAGACUGGCUUGGAGGUUAACAUCCGGGGCAAGCAAUUCUUGCAACAGCCGAAAAGGGCAGCCGGCCAGUCAGCAGUUGCUGACACCUCAGAUCAAGAACGGCCAAAAGCGUUACCUUUCAUGUUCUCAUUCUCUAAUGACGACCAGCGUAACCGAGCUCUCCUAAAGAUCGGUGAAUCAGAAUGGAGCAGAGCGCAGAGUUUCGAUGCAAUUGGAAGCACAGCUGAAGUGGUCUUGCCGUCUGUCAAAAAGGACUCCGAGAUACAUGUCGGCAUUACUGUCGAGCCUGGUGAAGGCAAGUAUAAAUUAACCAAGGUUGUCACUCUAGCUCCCCGGUUCGUAGUCAAAAACAAAAUCGGCGAGGAGCUCGUUGUAAGAGAGCCUACUUCAUCCAAAACCAUAAUCUUGAAGCCAGGCUCACUACAACCCCUGCACUGGCUUCAAAGGUCGGAUACAAAGCAGAUAGCGCUGAGAUUUCCUGGGAUCGAUGAUCAGUGGACAUCUCCCAUAAACAUAUCAGAGCUUGGCACUGUACACAUCAAGAUCGCAAAAGCUGGUCAGCGACAGCGUCUCAUCCGAGUUGAGAUCUUGAUGGAGGAUGCGACAAUAUUCCUCCAUCUUAGCCUAGAGACAAAGAAUUGGCCAUUCUCCAUGCGAAAUGAGAGUGAUACCGAGUUCACUUUCUACCAGGCAAACCCCAAUAUAGACGAGGACGGUGUGGAAGACCGCUCUGGCUGGAGGCCGGUCAGGUAUCGCCUGCCGCCUCGUAGCAUCAUGCCUUAUGCCUGGGAUUUCCCUGCCGCCAAGUUCAAGGAAGUGGUCAUUGGCGCCUUCGGCAAGGAGCGUCAUGUAAAGCUUGCGGAGAUCGGCAAUCAGGUCCCGAUGAAGUUCGCCAACAGCUCUGGCACACAAAAGAUCAUUGACAUCAACGUUGCUGCCGAUGGUCCGACUCAGACACUAAUUCUAUCGAACUUCAAAGCGAGCAAAAGCCUGUACCGCCAGAGGACGCAGACGGGUUCAAGUAGUAGCAACAGUGGUGGCUUUGAAGUCAAGAAUCAGGAUACAAACACGACGUUCCAAGCACAACUAAAACUAUCCGGCAUUGGCAUCUCACUCAUUAACCAACAGCUCAAGGAACUGGCGUACAUUACAUUCAGAGACGUCAAUCUGCGUUAUAAUGAGUCAGCGCUCUACCAAACCAUCAGCACCUCUGUCAAAUGGAUCCAAAUUGACAACCAACUAUACGGUGGUCUCUUCCCGAUGAUAUUGUACCCUAGCGUCGUGCCCAAGCAGGCCAAAGAGACCGAGCUGCAUCCUUCACUACAUGCCAUGGUUACCCGAGUCAAAGACGACUCGUAUGGCGUGCUAUACGUCAAAUACGCUACUCUGCUUCUUCAACAGAUGACGAUCGAUCUUGACGAGGACUUCAUUUAUGCCGUCUUGGAUUUCUCGAAAAUCCCGGGGGCUUUGUGGUCCGAAACUAACGAAGGCAAACUCUGCGACGAAGGCUUAGACAUUCCCGAACCUAAACAAGAGCAGUCAGGACAGGACAUUUACUUUGAAGUCCUGAACAUACAGCCGAUGCAACUAGACUUGUCCUUCAUGCGCACUGAGCGAGUCAAUGUGGAGGACAAGACCUCAUCCCGAAACCCCAUUAUGUUCUUCGUUAACGUGAUGACGAUGGCUAUCGGCAAUGUCAAUGAUGCACCGAUUCGGCUGAAUGCUUUGCUGUUGGAGAAUGCUCGAGUCUCUAUUGCCGUCUUGACACAAAACAUAUCCAAUCACUAUAGUCAAGAGGUUCUAUACCAAGUUCACAAAAUCAUUGGGAGUGCUGACUUCCUCGGUAAUCCUGUUGGGUUAUUCAACAGUAUCAGCAGUGGUAUAACCGACGUUUUCUACGAACCAUACCAAGGCCUCAUCAUGUCCGACAAACCCGAGGACCUGGGAAUAGGCAUUGCAAAGGGAGCCGCUAGCUUUGUCAAGAAAUCCGUCUAUGGCUUUUCUGACUCUUUCUCCAAAGUCACAGGCAGUUUUGGCAAGGGCUUGGCCGCCGCAACUCUAGACAAGCAGUUCCAGGACCGCCGCCGCAUUACCCGGGCUCGCAACCGGCCGAAGCAUGCCUUAUUUGGCGUUACAGCAGGUGCAAACUCAUUCUUCACAUCAAUUGCAUCUGGCAUAGGAGGCGUCGCCCGGAAGCCUCUCGAAGGCGCAGAACAAGAGGGCGCGGUCGGGUUCUUCAAAGGUGUUGGGAAAGGCUUCAUCGGCCUUGCCACCAAGCCCGCAGUCGGUGUGUUUGACCUCGCAUCCAAUGUAUCCGAAGGCAUUCGAAAUACAACCACUGUGUUUGACGGCUCUGAAUUGGACCGGGUGCGAUUAACACGGUUCGUGCCUGCGGAUGGUAUAGUUCGCCCUUAUAACCAACGUGAAGCCUUAGGGCAAUCUUGGCUCAAGCAAGUAGACAACGGGAAAUACUUCAACGAGGAUUAUAUUGCGCAUAUCGAACUACCAAGAGAAGAUAAGGUGGUAAUGGUGACAUUUAGUCGAAUACUUUUGGUUCGAAGCCGGAGAUUGACUACGGAGUGGGAUAUUCCCCUCAAAGAUGUCCAGACGAUUUCGAAGGAGCGCACAGGUCUUAGUAUUGUCCUACGCGGCGGGACUAAUGGACCAUUCAUACCGGUUGGCGAAGAGAGCGGGCGAGCAUUCUUGUACCGCAUGGUAGCCAUAGCCGUUGAAGAGUUCAAUCGUAGGUUUAGGGGUUUAGAGUGAGAAACUGUUAUGGAGGAAAUAUUGGGGGAUAUCACGAGGGUAUCUUUGGCUAGUUGGCCAAGUAAGCUUUUGGUGAUGAGUAAGUGCAAAAGGGGUGAAAAGGACGCGGAAGGAUUGAUGAGCGUCAUGGGUUAUGUGGUUUAGUACGAGGUCUUGGUGUGCUGUUUACGUCUCUACCUAAGCAAUUGUGUAUCUAUCUCUUAGGAACACGACUUAUGAAUUUUU
This is a messenger RNA of Hypoxylon fragiforme, 10075 nucleotides long. Its product is annotated as vacuolar protein sorting-associated protein 13. NCBI's taxonomy places the organism in Eukaryota, Fungi, Ascomycota, Sordariomycetes, Xylariales, Hypoxylaceae. The record is from RefSeq and is a predicted model, not a curated record. Gene Ontology annotation, cellular component: extrinsic component of membrane. Gene Ontology annotation, biological process: mitochondrion organization; protein retention in Golgi apparatus; late endosome to vacuole transport. The transcript is spliced from 2 exons. The coding region runs from base 233 to 9850 and encodes 3205 amino acids.